UUUAUGCUGACGCGUCCCUCUUCCCCUCGUCCACCGACGUGUCAGUCUCCUUGUGUCCCGAGCUGAGCAGCACACAGGCCGGUUCAAUCCGCAGACAUGGCUCCUAAAGGCAGCAACAAGCAGCAGUCAGAGGAAGACCUUCUCCUCCAGGACUUCAGCAGAAACCUUUCGGCCAAGUCCACCGCUCUCUUCUACGGAAAUGCACUCAUCGUUUCUGCCAUCCCCAUCUGGUUGUUUUGGAGGAUCUGGCACAUGGACCUUGUCCAGUCUGCAGUGUUGUACGCCGUGAUGACUCUGGUCAGCACCUACCUGGUCGCCUUUGCCUACAAGAACGUCAAGUUUGUUCUCAAACACAAAGUUGCCCAGAAACGUGAGGAUGCUGUUUCCAAGGAGGUAACCAGGAAGUUGUCUGAGGCGGACAACCGCAAGAUGUCCCGCAAGGAGAAAGACGAGAGGAUCCUGUGGAAGAAGAACGAGGUCGCCGACUACGAGGCCACCACUUUCUCCAUCUUCUACAACAACACCCUCUUCCUGGUCCUCGUCAUCAUCGCCUCUUUCUUCUUGCUCAAGAACUUCAACCCCACCGUCAACUACAUUCUGUCCAUCAGUGCCUCCUCAGGACUCAUCGCUCUGCUGUCCACGGGCUCCAAGUAAAGGAAGAAGAAAAGAGCGGGGGACAAAAAGCUGAAGGGAUGAAGGGGUGGGAUUGGGUAGGGAGUCGGGUGUUCACUAUAUUGUUUUUCACUUAAGUUAGGAAUGGGGUUUAAGAGGGGGGCUGAAUUAUCACAUUUCAACUUCAUGAAAUUCAUGAUCAAAUGUCUGGAGGGUGUUUCUCCAGGUCUGUCUUCUGUUUUUUGUAACAAAUAAAGCAACCAGGUAUA
This is a messenger RNA of Dicentrarchus labrax (European seabass), 881 nucleotides long. It is a transcript of the gene ssr3, whose product is annotated as signal sequence receptor, gamma. Gene Ontology annotation, biological process: SRP-dependent cotranslational protein targeting to membrane. The coding region runs from base 97 to 654 and encodes 185 amino acids. The transcript has 5 exons. Gene Ontology annotation, cellular component: endoplasmic reticulum; membrane. NCBI's taxonomy places the organism in Eukaryota, Metazoa, Chordata, Actinopteri, Moronidae. The record is from RefSeq and is a predicted model, not a curated record.